Messenger RNA from Punctularia strigosozonata HHB-11173 SS5, 1617 nucleotides. RefSeq lists its product as uncharacterized. The transcript is spliced from 13 exons. The record is from RefSeq and is a predicted model, not a curated record. The coding region runs from base 545 to 1435 and encodes 296 amino acids. Lineage: Eukaryota; Fungi; Basidiomycota; Agaricomycetes; Corticiales; Punctulariaceae.
CUUCAUCCCAUUUCUCUUCCGCUUACUUAUCACAUUUCUGCAAAUGGGAAUAUCAUCACAACAUUAAUGUCGUCACACUGAAGCGGUGAAGCGGAAGCUCGAUCUGGCGCGGGCGCUGUUGCGACCUUUCUUCAACUUGAUGAGCUGUCGAGCCCGGAAUAGUGCCACCCGGAGCACGAUUCUCAUGUCAAUCGCGCACUUGGGUAGUGUGGUGAACCAAUGACGGUCCGCGUAUCUUUGGCGAAGCUGCGGCGAAUGUGAAAGCAUCCUCCACCAACUUGAACGAAACGUGGCACCUGCAGUCCGUUGAUUUCGGAGGAGGCGCUGCGCAAUCUCCUCUCGGAGUGGUUCGCCGUGACUCAUCUGUUUCAAGCAGAUCUGAUGUCUAUAAACGACAUCCCGGAAUACAUGCUCUCCGUGUCACGAAUCCAAUAACACCACGCGACGCGUAACGUCGAUGAUCUGCCGCAGCAACACCCGGUACAUAUAGGCGACCUCUGAUACUCCUCACCUUCAGAGACGGUUGAUCCGCUCCCGCCCCGGCAUGGCUCCGCACUAUGAUCUCUCCCUCGGUGUUCUGCAGAUCGGCGCGCUGAUAUCUACGCUGCUAUACGGCGUCAUGAACAUGCAGGCGUACACGUACUAUACGACCGAUGUACAGGGCUGCCGCCGUGUUCGGGCGUUGGCUACUCUUGUUUGGUUUCUUGAAACUUUGCACGUCGUGGUAUCCUGGAUAUACCUGUACAGCAUCACUGUCAUUCAUUAUGGGCAGCCUGCCUACCUUACCAUCAUUCCUUGGUCGCUUUCUUCUGCAGUAGUAAUCGGAGGAGCCGUGGCUACCGUAGCUCAGGCCUUCUUCACAUAUCGUCUAUGGAGACUGUCUCACUCUGUGCAUCUCGCAAUCAUUGGUUGGACGCUGGCUUUGAUACACUUCGCCGCGAUAGUCACCGCCGGUGUGACUGCCAUGAACAGCGCACAUCUCGGUGCAUUCAUGGAUAAAUAUAUGUGGAUCGCUCUGGUCGCCAUAUCGGACUCCCUGCUGCUGGAUGUGUUCAAUACCAUCGGCCUGUGUUAUUAUCUGAACGCUCAGCAGUCUGGAUUCGACAGUCCCUCUCCUAUGCUCGACAAGAUCAUCGCGUGGACGUUGGAGACGAGCUUGAUCACCAGCGUAGUGUGCUCCGUUAUGUUAAUAUCGUGUGCAGCCAUGCCGCGAGGUGCGCUAUGGAUCGCGGUGGACAUGUUUUACGCCAAGAUAUUCUCCAAUAGUCUCUUCGCGUCGUUGAACGCCGGACGGCGUUUCAGUCUGAGCCUUGCGAAUCAACGUCCCGACUUCCGCCAGGCGGUUCAGCAGCCGCGGCUGGUGAUGUUCCAAGAUGGUAGUAAGGUAUCUGUAGUUUCAGAAAGCAAGCACUCCAUGAACAACUCGUCGGCCUAGAGGGAGCCAGGGAUAUGCACGUUGUAACGUACGGUGCCCACGUUGUCGCUUCCGCGUAAGCCGUAAUGUCGCGUGGAGCUGUUUAACAUGAAAUCUGCGUCUUAACGAGACUGGAACUCGCGAGAGAUCUAUGUAGAGCUCGAGGUGAAAUGUGUCUCAUGUGUAACUGAGUUAACCGGUGC